Messenger RNA from Bacidia gigantensis, 456 nucleotides. RefSeq lists its product as uncharacterized. The record is from RefSeq and is a predicted model, not a curated record. Gene Ontology annotation, molecular function: translation regulator activity; single-stranded RNA binding; zinc ion binding. The coding region runs from base 1 to 456 and encodes 151 amino acids. Gene Ontology annotation, biological process: positive regulation of cytoplasmic translation. Lineage: Eukaryota; Fungi; Ascomycota; Lecanoromycetes; Lecanorales; Ramalinaceae. The transcript has 2 exons. Gene Ontology annotation, cellular component: cytoplasm.
AUGGAUUACGGACAACCUGGAGGUCGUGGCUGCUACAACUGCGGCGACGCAUCCCAUCAAGCUCGAGAUUGUCCGAAGCGCGGGACUCCAACAUGCUACAACUGUGGGGAAGAGGGUCACGUGUCCCGUGAGUGCAAUGCGCCUCAGAAAGAAAAAUCUUGCUAUCGCUGCGGCGAGACUGGUCAUAUCUCGCGUGAGUGUCCACAGAGUGGUGGAAUGGGCGGCGGGGGUAUGAGCGGAGGCUACGGUGGCGGCGGAGGAGGAGGAGCAGCAGGCGGCGGCGGCGGCCAGGAAUGCUACAAAUGCGGUAAAAUCGGGCACAUUGCCCGCAACUGCGACCAGGGUGGAUAUGGAGGUGGUGGUGGUGGCUAUGGCGGAGGGGUGUGGAGGGGGGUAUGGUGGUGGUGGUGGUGGCUGGGGCUCUGGCGGCGGUGGCCAACGUGGCGGAGGAGGUAG